AAGAUGGCAUCUAGGUCAUUCACGCAUCAGCCACUUAACGAAGCGCAGAAAGAGUUCCGCAUGAUACGAUUGCUACCGUGCUGCGGCAACGAUAGUCCCAUCGAAGCUGAAAUGAAGGCCUUCUGGAUCGAUGAUGCCCGCGAAUUCACCGCCCUGUCUUACUGCUGGACAAUCGCAGAGGCUACAUGUGAGAUCUCCGUAGGUGGCGAACCAUUCUUAGUACGUCCAAGCCUCCAUGCAUUCUUGCAAAUCUGGCUCGCAGAGAAGCGGCAGGGCUGGCUGUUCGUGGACGCUAUCUGCAUCAACCAGAACGACGUUGCAGAGCGCAGCUCUCAGGUUGCCCUCAUGGGCCAAAUUUACCGCAACGCCUACCAGGUGCUUGCCUGGCUUGGG
Messenger RNA from Baudoinia panamericana UAMH 10762, 393 nucleotides. RefSeq lists its product as uncharacterized. The record is from RefSeq and is a predicted model, not a curated record. The transcript has a single exon. NCBI's taxonomy places the organism in Eukaryota, Fungi, Ascomycota, Dothideomycetes, Mycosphaerellales, Teratosphaeriaceae. The annotation marks the transcript as partial.